This is a messenger RNA of Lactuca saligna, 402 nucleotides long. NCBI's taxonomy places the organism in Eukaryota, Viridiplantae, Streptophyta, Magnoliopsida, Asterales, Asteraceae. The record is from the annotation of a GenBank genome assembly.
AUGAGGGAAGCAGUUGAUGAACCGAACAUCCACUGGCUAGAACAUUCGGUUUCUUUUGAUCUGUCAGAUUCUCAACUUGAUUUUCCGAUCACUCCUAGGGCCUUUCUGUUCAGAUGCUUUGAGAAGAUUGAGAAGGCACCACUUUCAGAUUAUGAUGUUAAUCACAUGCUCUUCUCUUUCUAUCUUAAAUACGCCAAGCCUCAAUUCAAGACUUGGAGUUCGCAGAAGAUUGGUGUUGUAAAGGUUUAUGCUCCUGUACCGACUGAAAAGUUCAUAAACGUCAAGUUCAAAGGAUUCCAAGGAGCAAGUCAUAUCGAAGAUGAAUUUACUCUUAUUGAUCAGCCUUGCAUGAAUCCAUACGAUUGGAUUUCUUUGUUCCUGAUUUUGUCAAAAGAUGAAUAA